CAAACCUUUAAAAAAGAAGACGAUAUAGUGAUGCCCUGAUGGAUAGAGGUGCAGUUGCCAUUCCAUAACUGGAGGUGUCAGCUGGUGUCUAAGGACAAGAUAGAUGUAGAUACGGUAUUUCUUUCACAAUUUUAAACAUGGACAUUUCUGAAGAUUCUGAAAACUCAUCUCUGCUUCUCUUUAACUCGUCAGGACAUAUACAAGUGACCAUGGGAGACCAGUAUGGAAAUGUCAUCUUGCCCAGUAUUUUUGGGACCAUAUGUUUUCUGGGCAUCAUUGGAAAUUCUAUUGUCAUCUACACCAUCAUUAAAAAGACCAAAUGCCAGGCUAAACAAACGGUACCAGAUAUUUUCAUAUUCAAUCUCUCUAUUGUGGAUUUGCUUUUCCUCCUCGGCAUGCCCUUUCUCAUUCAUCAGCUCCUCGGAAACGGAUCUUGGUGUUUCGGAGCCACUAUGUGCAAAGUUAUCUCUGCCCUAGAUUCGAACAGCCAGACAGUGAGCACCUACAUCCUCACAGUUAUGACCUUGGAUCGUUAUGUGGCUACUGUGCACCCAUUCCGCUUUAACCAUGUCCGGACGACCUGUGUUGCCAGUGGUGUGGUGGGGAUGGUGUGGGUGCUUUCUCUCGUCUCCGUUACUCCUGUUUUAAUGUACACUGGCUUGAUGCCUCUCCACAACAGCCAGGUGGGAUGUGCUCUCCUGCUACCGAAUCCGUCCAUCAACAUCUGUUGGUUUACUAUCUACCAGUUUGUGCUGGUGUUUGCUCUUCCGCUGAUGAUUAUCUGUGUGGUGUUUUUUAAAAUCUUGAAGCACAUGUCUACCACAGUGGCACCUCUUCCCCCGAGGAACCAACAAGUACGCACUAAAAGUGUGACUCGGAUGGCCGUGGCCAUCUGUUUGGCCUUUUUCAUCUGUUGGGCUCCGUACUACAUCCUUCAGCUUGUCCAUCUGGGAAUACAGAAACCCAGUGCCUCAUUUUAUUAUGUCUAUCACGUUGCCAUUAGCAUGGGUUACGCGAACAGCUGCAUUAACCCUUUUCUUUAUAUAAUUCUAAGUAAGACCUUUAAACGGCAGUUUAUAGUUGCUAUACAGCCUGCGCACAACUUUCGGGUCAACCCGAGUAGCACGGAGGCCACUGUGUCCCUCCGUCUGGCAGCAGACUGCCAAAGACAUAUUCCUGCUAACAGCUCAGAGUAAUAUAAUUACACAAACUAAUUAUGGUGAUUACAGAUGAUUAAAGUGUGAGUAUUUCAUUGAGUAUUUCUUGGUCCAGUUGGAACAUCCGUAGAAGAUAUAUAUUUAGGCUUAUGACAAGCAAGGGAAUACCAAGCACAAUAGAAUGACUGACAGUCAGACAGAACAGUCAGGGUGAAGUGAAGAAUCUUUGAGCAGCUGUGCUCUUACAUGCUGACAGAUGACAGUAACCAUCACUGGCAGAUCAUAAAACAAAUGCAGCUGCUUGUCAUUAGAACAAUACUCUGCUUCAUUACUGUACAUAAUGUUGAUUGAAGAAAAUAAAAGCAAGAUUAAAAAAAAAAA
Labeo rohita (rohu) is the source of this 1538-nucleotide messenger RNA. RefSeq names its product melanin-concentrating hormone receptor 1a (gene mchr1a). Bases 138 to 1196 code for a protein of 352 amino acids. Gene Ontology annotation, molecular function: neuropeptide binding; melanin-concentrating hormone receptor activity. Gene Ontology annotation, cellular component: neuron projection; membrane. Lineage: Eukaryota; Metazoa; Chordata; Actinopteri; Cypriniformes; Cyprinidae. Gene Ontology annotation, biological process: neuropeptide signaling pathway. The transcript is spliced from 3 exons. The record is from RefSeq and is a predicted model, not a curated record.